AUGGCGGCGCCCCUGUCCACCAUGAAGUUUUGGAAGCCCGGAUCAGAUGGCCCUGGGGUGUCGGAGGAGAGGGAGCUGUCAACAGAGACCACAAGCUCUCCUGUUAUAUACAACCCUCACACCUCUAUGUCCAUAGAAAAGCAAAGGCAGAAACUUCCAGUCUUCAAGCACAGAAACCACAUCUUGUACUUGGUUGAGAGCUACCAGACGGUGGUGAUUGUGGGAGAGACGGGCUGUGGGAAGAGCACUCAGAUCCCACAGUACCUGCUGGAGGCAGGAUGGGCAGCUGAGGGGAAGGUGAUCGGAGUGACCCAGCCACGGCGGGUUGCGGCUAUUUCGGUGGCAAGUCGUGUGGCAGAGGAGCGUGGUGCCCUGCUGGGUCAUGAGGUCGGCUACACUAUCCGAUUUGACGACUGCUCUGACCCCCAUGCCACCCGCAUCAAGUUCUUGACUGAUGGAAUGCUGGUCCGUGAAAUGAUGGCCGACCCCUUGCUGAAGAAAUAUAGUGUCCUGAUGCUUGAUGAAGCGCAUGAGAGGACACUGUACACGGACAUUGCCAUCGGCCUGCUAAAGAAGAUUCAGAAAAAACGGCGAGACCUUCGACUGAUUGUGGCUUCGGCCACUCUUGAUGCCAAGAAAUUUCAAGAAUUCUUCAACCUGAAUGAGUCCGGAGACCCUGCCAAGGACACCUGUGGGAUACUGACAGUGGAGGGCCGCACCUUUCCUGUUGAUGUGUUCUACACAGUCAGUCCUGUUCCAGAUUAUGUGAAGGCCACUGUAGAGACGGUGCUAAAAAUCCAUGAAACGGAGGAUGAUGGUGACGUCUUGGCAUUCCUUACUGGACAGGAGGAGGUGGAGAAAGUGGUCUCUAUGCUGGUGGAACAGGCCCGGGCACUGUCCCGCUACGGCAUGAAGAAGCAUCUGCGUGUUCUUCCUAUGUAUGCUGGUCUUCCGUAUGCUGAGCAGAUGAAAGUCUUUGAGAGGGUGCCCCCUACUGUGAGGAAGGUGAUUGUGGCUACCAACAUUGCAGAGACCUCCAUUACAAUCAAUGGGACUGUGUUCGUCAUCGACUGUGCAUUUGUUAAGAUGAGAGCCUACAAUCCUAGAACAGCCAUAGAAUCGCUGGUGGUCACUCCCAUUUCCAAGGCCGCUGCUAAUCAGAGGGCAGGCCGAGGGGGGCGUAACCGCCCUGGGAAAUGUUUCCGUCUCUAUACAGAGGAGGAUUUUGAGAAACUUCCUCCCUCUACUGUACCUGAGAUGCAGCGCACCAACCUUGCACCAGUCAUUCUCCAGCUGAAAGCCUUGGGCAUCGACAACGUCCUCCGCUUCAACUUCCUCUCCCCUCCCCCAGCCCAGUCCAUGGUCCAGGCCUUGGAGCUGCUCUAUGCUCUGGGUGGUCUGGACCAGUACGGUCGUCUGACUGACCCCAUGGGUGUCCGCAUGGCUGAGUUCCCGCUUAGCCCAAUGUUUGCCAAGAUGCUGCUGGAGUCGGGGAACUUUGGUUGUUCCAAGGAGAUUGUGACCAUUGCGGCCAUGAUGCAGAUCCAGAACAUAUUUGUGGUGCCAGCAAACCAGAAGAAAGCAGCUGCAAGAGAGCACAGGAAAUUUGCCGUGGCUGAGGGAGACCAUCUCACCAUGCUGAACGUAUAUGAAGCCUUCAUCAAGCACCAGAAGAGCUCCCAGUGGUGCCAGGAUCACUUUCUUAACUACAAGGGUCUUCUCCGUGCUGUGACAGUCCGAGAGCAGCUGCGACGCCUCAUGAAUAAGUUCAAGGUGCCCCGCACAUCCAGCGAAGGUGACCCUGAUGUGAUUCUGAAGUGCAUUGUUUCCGGUUUCUUUGCUAACGCCGCCCGGUUGCACCACUCUGGAUCGUACAGGACUCUGCGAGAUGACCGGGAGCUGCAUAUCCACCCCACCUCAGUGCUGUAUGCCGAGAAGCCACCAAAGUGGGUGGUCUACAAUGAGGUUGUGCAGACCUCCAAAUACUUCAUGCGAGAUGUGACCGCUGUGGAAUCAUCAUGGUUGGUGGAAUUAGCGCCACACUUUUAUAAGCAGGCCAAGCACGGAUCGCUGAGCAGCAAAAGGAGCAAGGUCAUCUGAGCAGGUCACCGUGGGCCCCAUGCUGUCACGCUGUUUGGGCCCCAGGCUGUGGGGGAAGUGACUGGUGCUGGGGCAGCGGGGCCUGUGAACCCAAGAGAAGUAUUCAGUCAACACUGUGGUCCAUCCAUAUGUACAUAGAGAUGUAUUAUAUACAAUAUUUAUUUCCUCAUGUCCUCACACACCUGUAUAUAGAGACAGACUGGUCUUUGAUCUGGCUGAUACUGCUACCUCAUCAGCCAGGCCAAAGCUCUAUGUUUAUUUUUUUAUCGUUUUAAGUUAUAGCAUGGUGCGGUGCAUAAAAAGGGGAAUGCGGCAUUGGGGCAUAGUUUUGAGGGAACUAGUAAUUACCUCUGACACGGUGGCCUGACCGCCGGAGUAUGGGAAUACGAGCUUUGCAGCCUUAGGUUUGCUAAACUCAAAAGUUUAUUCCCAGAACCUGUACAAUGUGUGAGCAGUUGUUUGUGCUCUACACACUUAAGUAGUGUUUUUGUUACCUUUAUACAACCUCUUAGCUUUUCUCUUUUUGUUCUUGCUUAAGUCAUAUGGCCUUGAACCAUUCAGUGCCAAAUGUUGCUGGACCGUUUCAGUGUGCAGUGGGAAAGUGUCAAAUUGAAUUGUGUCACUCCUAGCAGUCAUACACAUCAGGCUGCGACAUGAGCCAAAUUUUGUUGGUGAAACAUUUUGUCUUGUUCUCUGCUGCCAAUUUUCCACUGUUAUUCAAGCCAUUAAUGCAAAAUACUUCUCAAAUAUAUAUGUUUUUCUUUAAUUUUUGCUUAAUUUUCUUAAAAAGAUUACUUUAUCUCUGAAUAUCCCUACUGAAGCUUUCAGGAUGAUUUGAUUCCUGAGUGACAGGUUUCUGAGAGCAAGAAUAACAGGAUGUGCUGUUUUAUUCCACCUAAACCUGCUUUCAUUUCAGUAAGGUUAACAUUAUAACUUUAUUGAUUAAUGUCCGCAUGGUUAUAUAUUGAUUAGCGUCCUAUAUUAGGCUAGAAUUAACUGUUGUUAAAGACAAGAAUUACUCAAGAAAAGUGAAAUUAAGCGAGUACAAAUUUAUAUUCUUGCAUGUUCAGUAAAUCUCAAGUUACAUCUGAAGAUUACAUCUAGUUAAGUAUACAAGUAGUUGACUGCAAGAAGGAUACGUAUAUAUUAAUAUUUCCUGUAACCUGUACUCAGCCUAUUUGUUGCCCAGGUUCUGAAGUUCCCGUUUUGUGAGACUCAUCCCCUAAGGUCUGUCCAGCUCAUCUCAGAAUAAAGCUAUAAGGUCACACACUGA
Molecule: messenger RNA, 3373 nt
Organism: Scleropages formosus (Asian bonytongue)
Lineage: Eukaryota; Metazoa; Chordata; Actinopteri; Osteoglossiformes; Osteoglossidae
Gene: dhx35
Product: DEAH-box helicase 35
Exons: 21
Coding region: 1-2100 (699 amino acids)
Cellular component (GO): intracellular anatomical structure; catalytic step 2 spliceosome
Molecular function (GO): RNA binding; helicase activity
Source: RefSeq, a predicted model, not a curated record